Messenger RNA from Didymodactylos carnosus, 336 nucleotides. The record is from the annotation of a GenBank genome assembly. NCBI's taxonomy places the organism in Eukaryota, Metazoa, Rotifera, Eurotatoria, Philodinida, Philodinidae.
AUGUUCACUAUUCGCAUGGACUUAUCACGAGCAUCGGAAUCUACAAUGGAACUGGUCACAACAUCAUUAUCUCCAUUGAGUCCUGGAGCAGUAAUUUGUAAUGCUCUUUUAUCUAUGUGUCCACCUGUCGUUGAACAGCCGCCAACCAAGAAGGUGGUUCUUAAUCGUCAAGCAGGACAACUUUUAACAUGUGAAGAAGCAUUAGAUCAGAUGAGGGAGAAAGAAGAACGAGCACCCAAGAAGGUGAAGCCAGUUCAGAAAAGGACAUUAGUGAAACAAAAAAAGAAUUCCAAAGCAAAGAAAUUGUCCAUAAUUGAAGAUGGUAUGUUAUGCUAG